This is a messenger RNA of Triticum dicoccoides, 1355 nucleotides long. RefSeq lists its product as uncharacterized. The transcript is spliced from 3 exons. The coding region runs from base 114 to 1190 and encodes 358 amino acids. The record is from RefSeq and is a predicted model, not a curated record. NCBI's taxonomy places the organism in Eukaryota, Viridiplantae, Streptophyta, Magnoliopsida, Poales, Poaceae.
UCAUCGAUCGGAGGCCAAUCAGCGUCAAGAAAAGUCAGGCUUGCUGGUAGUGGUGCUAUAGCAGAGCUCUCGCAAGCUGCCUCGGCGUUGAUUCCAUCUGCCCCGACAUCGGCAUGGCGGUGAGCUCCAAGAACACCCAGCACUCGCCCGCGGUCACCUUCCUCCUCGGGGCCAUCUCGGCCACCGCGGUGCUCGUCUUCUUCUUCACCGCCACCGCGGGUCCCGCGUGGCCCACGGCGGCGACGGAGCUCACUCCUCGGGGCAGCCAGGAGGUGGCUCGGUCGGCUUCUGCACCGGCGCCCAAGGCCUCUUCUACCACCAAUGCGACGGGCGGCGACGACGCGUUCGCGCGGAUGCUGCGGCGGGCGGCGAUGGAGGACCGGACGGUGAUCAUGACGUCGGUGAACGAGGCGUGGGCGGCGGAGGGGUCGCUGCUGGACUCGUUCCUCGAGAGCUUCCGCGUGGGGCUCAACAUCUCGCACCUGGUGAAGCACAUCGUGGUGGUGGCCAUGGACGAGGGCGCGCUCCGCCGGUGCCGCGCCGUGCACCCGCACUGCCACCUGCUGCUCCCGGACGUCGACGGCCUCGACCUCUCCGGCGCCAAGAGCUACAUGACCAAGGACUACCUCGACCUCGUCUGGAGCAAGCUCCGGCUCCAGCACCGCGUCCUCCUCCUCGGCUACAACCUACUCUUCACGGACGUGGACGUGGCGUGGUUCCGGGACCCGCGGGUGCACAUCACGGCGGCGGCAGACAUCACGACGUCGAGCGACUUCUACUUCGGCGACCCGGACGACCUGGGCAACUACCCAAACACGGGCUUCAUCUACUUCAAGGCCACGGCCCGGAACGCGCGCGCCAUGGCCUACUGGCACGCCGCCAGGGCGCGCUUCCCGGAGAACCACGACCAGUUCGUCUUCAACGAGAUCAAGCGGGAGCUGGCGGCGGCGCCCAUCGGCGUUCGGAUCAGGUUCGUCGACAGCAAGCACGUCAGCGGCUUCUGCCAGCUCGGGCGCGACCUCAACCGGAUCGCCACCGUGCACAUGACCUGCUGCAUCGGCCUGGAGAACAAGCUGCACGACCUCCGGCGCGUCGUGGAGGACUGGAGGCGCUACGUGUCGCGCCCGGAGUGGGAGCGCCGGGCCGGCAAGAUCGGCUGGAGGUUCCAAGGAGGCAAGUGCAUACAUUGAUUGCUUCAUUUGUUCAUUGAUGGGACCGAUCGGAAUUGUUCAUUGAGAGAAACCGAUGGUGCAUGGAAAAGAUUGCGAGCGACCUUCCGGCCUGUCGUUGCUGUGUUUCGCCAUUCUGUUCAUAAUAUUUCAGAAAUUAUUUAGCACACGCACACAUGAUAUAUU